UCUUUAUAUUUUCUGUAGUUUCUUACUGCAGAGGCUCCAACUUCUUUUUAAUUGCAUAAAUUCUUAAUGCAUUAUCUAAUACGUAAAUCAAUAUGAGGUUAGAGUAGAGGUUCUGCUUCUUCAUAUUAAAUUAGAUAGUGACUGUUGGUAUUUGCUUUGAAUCAGGAAACCUUACGUUUAUCCAUAAAUACUAUCUCAAGUUAAAUACUAGACCUAAAAAGCCAACUUGGUUUUCAGUCAUUCAACUUUAUGUGAAAUAGUCGCUGAAGAGUAUCUUCAUCGGUUACUCGUGAUUUGGAAGUGGUGGACAAGGAGGAGCAAGAAGCAAGCACCAGCCGAGAAUAGAAGAGAAACUUUUUCUUUAUUCAACCAUCUGCUUCACUGGUCUGUUCUGCAAUUACUGUUUACAGUCUGAGCUGAAUUAUUAUUUUUUAUUACUUCUGCAAUGGGGUGGUGGAUGAGAUGCAAACUCGGAGUAGUUCCCAGAUUAUUAGUCGGGUUUAACCAAAGUAGGAAUGGGAGUUGGAGAUGGAUAUCGACCUCUAAACCGGGUAUUACUGGUAAGAGAUUUGCUGCACUUUGGGGAAAUGGUGAUUUUGGGAGGUUAGGGCUAGGGACUCCAAAUUCCCAAUGGACUCCAACUGUUUGUACGGCCUUUCAGGACAACGACGACAGUGUUUGCUCCAUCUCUUGUGGAGGAGCUCACACUUUGUUUUUGAAUGAAUCUGGUCGUGUUUUUUCUACCGGACUAAAUGAUUUCGGACAACUAGGGAUAUCUGAUAAGAAAGCAUAUACGUUCGAUCCACUUGAAGUUUCAAGUCUGCCUGAUGAAGUAAUUCAAAUUUCAGCUGGUUAUUAUCAUUCGGCGGCUGUUACAGUGCAUGGGGAACUCUACAUGUGGGGAAAGAACUCAAGUGGGCAACUUGGCCUCGGAAAGAGUGCAGAUAAGAUAGUUUAUUCCCCUACAAGAGUUGAUUGUUUGAAGGGUACAAGAAUCAAAAAGAUUGCAUUGGGUUCUGAACACUCAAUUGCUAUCACUGAUGAUGGUGAGGUGUUAAGUUGGGGUGCUGGGGGAGCUGGAAGACUUGGCCAUGGCCAUCAAUCAGGUUACUUUGGGUUUAUUAGAAGUUCAACUGAAUACACGCCGAGGCUUAUCAAAACCCUUGAGGGAAUUAAGGUUAAAACUGUGUCCGCAGGACUCUUGCAUUCAGUUUGCAUCGGUGAAAAUGGCUCCGUCUUCCUUUUCGGGGAAAGAACAGUAGAUAAAUUUGGUUUUGCAGAUGCAAAAAGUGCAACAUCACCUUAUGUUAUAGACGAGCUUCCAUCAUGUCAUGAAGUUGCUUGCGGUGGCUAUCAUACAGGUGCUAUAACGAGGGGAGGUGAACUAUAUACAUGGGGCUCAAAUGAAAAUGGAUGCCUUGGUAUUGGUUCCUCUGCUAUCAUCAGCUUGCCUCAGAGAGUUGAAGGUCCACUGGCAGAAGCUAAUGUAUGUGAGAUACAUUGUGGAUGGAAGCAUACAGCUGCAAUUAGUGACGGGAAAAUUUUUACAUGGGGUUGGGGAGGAUCAAAUGGAACAUUCUCUGUGGAUGGCCAGUCUUCAGGUGGACAAUUAGGACAUGGUACUGACAUAGACAAUUUUGAGCCGAAGUUGGUCAGUUUUGAUAAUAACAAUGAGAACAGUGUAAAAGCUCUGCAGGUAUCUUGUGGCUUUAACCAUACAGGAGCCAUUUUUGAGUAUACGUCUUCUUAAUCUCUUUUGGAUAGUGGAAGAAGGUUCAUUUCAGUUUGCCAGUGUAUCAAUCCUGGAUGGUUUCUGAGCCGUGAGAGACAUGAUGAGACUCUUGAGUCUUGAUCCAUCAACAGCUAGCAUAUACAUGUGUAGAAGGUUCUUGUUGUUCUUCAUUGCUAACAUCAUCAUCAGCCAGUAUGUACGGUUGUCUGUGAACUACAAGGAAGCUCUACACAAAUACCAAAAAGGGAGAUUGCUUGAGUUUUUUUUUAUUCUUUUUGUAAGUUUUUAUAUGUAUACUGAAUAUUGAUACUUACAUUCAUAUACUUGCUGUUACAGAUACUGAUGUGCAUGAUUUAAUGAAUGAAAGUUCCCAGCAAAUAGUGACACAAGCUGUACAUUUGAA
Papaver somniferum (opium poppy) is the source of this 2135-nucleotide messenger RNA. Its product is annotated as ultraviolet-B receptor UVR8. The transcript is spliced from 2 exons. Bases 446 to 1750 code for a protein of 434 amino acids. The record is from RefSeq and is a predicted model, not a curated record. NCBI's taxonomy places the organism in Eukaryota, Viridiplantae, Streptophyta, Magnoliopsida, Ranunculales, Papaveraceae.